Molecule: messenger RNA, 825 nt
Organism: Aedes aegypti (yellow fever mosquito)
Lineage: Eukaryota; Metazoa; Arthropoda; Insecta; Diptera; Culicidae
Exons: 3
Coding region: 469-795 (108 amino acids)
Biological process (GO): cilium assembly
Cellular component (GO): motile cilium; acrosomal vesicle
Source: RefSeq, a predicted model, not a curated record
UACGGUGGCUAGCAAGCAACAAAAAAGCGAGAAUCGAUAUUAGAAUCGGUUUCUUUGCCACCAAAGACGUCGGCAAAUAGCCGACAGUGAAUUUGUUAAUUGGUAUCAAUAAUUAAAAUAAGUAAGACUCACUCUCUCUCGCAUAACUAAACGCAAAAUGUCCAGACUACCUAAAGCCAAACUACCGGACACUACUUCCACCGAGUUGGAUGAUGUAGAAGACGGAAACGGAGAAGAUGAGCUAUUGGUACUGAAAGACGUCACCGUUAAGUUCCGCGUGCUUAAAUCUCAAAUAGUAACCCAUGCAUAUCCGAACAUUUACACUAUCGAAGAGGUCAAAAAGACAUAUCUCAAAAAUUUCAAAUUCCAACGAAAUUUUUGGUACUGAGAGAAAACAGCAGUGAGAAACCUUUGGGCGACAAUUUGAGGUUAUUUGACGUCUGCGACAACGACUACGGCAUCGUAGAUAUGGAUCUUGAGUUGGCCGAAAGUGCGCGGGAGGAAAAUAUCCGCCUGGAACCGCAAGUCUACUACAACAAUUUUAGUCUACCGGAUAUAAUUACUGUUCGCAUACCAGCAGAUGUUACAGGGGCGGAAGGAAGGGGAAGCCGCGACCUUGUGGUUGAAAUCGAAAAUCAAGCCAUCAUCAAGCCAUUCGUCGGCGGUUAUGUAGAUAAAAUUACAAAAACCGAAUAUCAUGACGCUUUUACUCAAACUGGUCCACCAUUGGAAAGAAUCAAAUUUGACGGUAGGUUCAAGUACUCAAUUCCAACAGAUGUUAAGGUUCUGCCAUGACUAACUUAAAGUGCUACCUAAAACCCAAAA